Messenger RNA from Trichechus manatus latirostris (Florida manatee), 699 nucleotides. It is a transcript of the gene PRR27, whose product is annotated as proline rich 27. NCBI's taxonomy places the organism in Eukaryota, Metazoa, Chordata, Mammalia, Sirenia, Trichechidae. The transcript has 4 exons. Gene Ontology annotation, cellular component: extracellular exosome. The record is from RefSeq and is a predicted model, not a curated record. Bases 1 to 699 code for a protein of 232 amino acids.
AUGGUGAAAAAAACUUCAGGCCUGGAAGUUUUUCCAGGAUCAAUCAGUAUGAAGCUUCUACUUUGGGCCUGCAUUGUGUGUGUUGCUUUUGCAAGGAGGAAACUUUUCUCAUCCAGUGAAGAGGAUUACAAUGGCAAUCAUUUUUACCCACUUAAUCCUUCUCUGAAUAGUCCCUAUCGCCCACCAGUCAAUUAUAUCCCUUCUUCUUACUAUCCCCCACAGAACAAUGUCCCCAUCUACCUUGAAUUUCCUAACCCCAGAGAACUGGCACCUCCUUUUCCCUGGGUUCUCACUGCUCCUAGGGUCCCUGCUUUCUAUCCCAACCCUAAUUUUCCCCCAGCUACUUGGUUUAUCCCUCCUCCCCCUCCACCUGCUGGGCCUUCCUCCUCUGUCCCUCCCUCAAGUAAUCCUGAAGCAUCUGCAGCAUCUGCUGCCCAGCCUCCUUCAGUUGAGCCUGCUGCAGGCAAUCCUGCAGUAGCUGAGCCCGUGAUCAAUGAGCCUGCUGCAGGCAAUCCUGCAGUAGCCGAGCCAGUGAUCAAUGAGCCUGCUGCAGGCAAUCCUGCAGUAGCUGAGCCUGUGAUCAGUGAGCCUGCUGCAAGCAAUCCUGCAGUAGCUGAGCCUGUGAUCAAUGAGCCUGCCGGAGCCACACCUGUUGCAGCAUCACCUGCUGCCCCAGAAUCUCAAUCUUCUGUUUCUUGA